GAAAUUUUAUAGUCUCUGUAUUUUUGUCUGAAGAAGCGGCAAUGAAGGAACAUAACAGGAGUAAUAAUAAUGGCGAAAAUGUUCAUUUUCAUGUUCUGAAAGUGCGAGGCAAAGUGGGGAAAGGAAGCAACAAGCGAAAUAACACUACAACUCAAACCCCCGUUUACACAAUCCACAAGAGCGAAUUUCGAAACACAGUGCAGAUGCUCACGGGAUCUCAGUCUCCGUCAAAUAACGUCAACCAGACCAGCAAACAAAUUCUCAAUGAACCCUCAAGGCUCCGUCAAAUCAGGCCCCCGCCUCUUUUUGGCCCCAACCCUUUUGCCCGGGAUUCGAACCCGGGACCUCUGCCGCCGACAAAUGGAAAUUCUUUGACGCCAAUUUCGAUGCAGUUUCCUUUCCCGUCGGCGAUCGACUCUUUCUGGGCCAAUCUGGCUGUGAAUUCACGUCAACAGACGCAAAAUCUUUCGGCUGCUCAGGCCCCGUCAAUGUGGGGCGAUAAUGUUCUGUCAUUAGACAGAAGCUCAGUCCCCUCUUUUCCGUCACCUGGUUCGCGCUGUUUGCCGUCGCCGUCGUUUCUGUCGCCACUUCCGUCACCUUCGGGACUUCCUAAAGAUUUUUACUCUCUUUCGCCGAGUUCCUACCCCCACGGUCACAUGUAAAACCUGUAUAACGCUUUUAUACACUGCUAUAUUUUGUAGUAAUUACGUGAGGGUUUAAUUGCGCCUUUACACGCCUUUGUUUCUGUAAGGGUUAACAAUGUCGAUCUGGGCUAAUGGCCGUCAUGGACCAUCUGAAAAUUUCAUUUCAGUUGGCGAGGAUAAUACUAUGGUAUGGUUUUUAUUA
Messenger RNA from Cryptomeria japonica (Japanese cedar), 846 nucleotides. RefSeq lists its product as uncharacterized. NCBI's taxonomy places the organism in Eukaryota, Viridiplantae, Streptophyta, Pinopsida, Cupressales, Cupressaceae. Bases 42 to 662 code for a protein of 206 amino acids. The transcript has a single exon. The record is from RefSeq and is a predicted model, not a curated record.